AUUUAAAUUUUGAAUUGGACAGCAACACUGUAUUCAUUGUCAUACGAUACAGAACAGUGGCCAACCUCAGAGGCAUCUAAAUGAAGUGGUGUGGGUGCUGGAUCCCUUUUGAACUAUAGCACUGCAAUGUUUACAUUGCAGCUCUUAGUCUGCCCAUAGUGGCUGUCUACCAGACUCGAAACAGACCUUUGCAUGAGGACUCCAGCAUCAGAUUUUUCCCCAUAGUAAAGCAUUGAUUAAUGCUUUCCUAUGGGGAAAUCUGAAUGCGAGAGCGGUCAUUGCUGAGGAGGAGGAGGAGUAUGGGCAGAGCCUGACCCAGCGCCGAGGGACAUUGUCACUGGAAUCGGGUAAAUUACUGAAGGUGUUUUAACCUCUUCAGCGCAACGGGAGGGGGCACAUUAGGAACCUAUAUUGCCAGGAAAACGGCUUUGUUUUCCUGGCACUAUAGAAUCCCUUUAACUGGUUAUUCAUUAACCAAUGACUCUCAGUGACCCACCAAACAGACACAAACGCUUUUCCCAUGCUGACGUGCAUACACUGUGUACCGAGAGUGCUACUAGCCUCCGACACACAAGUGCAAAUAUCUCUAGAGAAAUACAGACUCCCACCAUGACCCCUUCUAAAAAGCAGAACCCUUUAACUUUUAUUUCACAUGAUGCUGUUUUUGUAUAAAGUAUGUAGAUUUACUAGUGCUAUCACAAUCCAAUUGACUCCUGGUACAAUCAGGCAAUGCAGUGCAAAUAAGGAAAACCAACAGUUUCAGUUUCUCCUCUUUCUCCAUGUUAGAUGGCAAAAAAGAGAAACGUAUAUUAAAGAUGACUGACAAGUAUAGUAUUAAAUUCUGUUUGCAACAUGGGGACCUACUAAAAGGAAUGACAGACAUGUACAGUGGUCAAUAAUGAAAUAAAUAACGUGCAAAUUACGACCACCAGUGACUUUGGACCAUAUGUAUCAGAGCUAAAGCAUGUGCUAUACUUCUGCAAAGUGCUGAAGAAAGAGCAAUCUCCAUGGAAACCAACAGAAUGUUUCUAAACAUCUAGCACCAGAACAGUAACUAUUGUGCCUUGAUAAUCAGGAUCCCCUUGAGUCACCUCCACCUCCAUCUCUCCUAAGCACCUGUUACUCUGUUACUUGCAACUUUGCUCAAUUUUUAUUAUAGAAUGUGCCUGGUGCAAAGUACAGCUCAGACUAGCAAGACCUAAAAAGCCAAAUCAUUACCCUCCAACACUUGAGCAGAUUUCCUAUACUGAGCCCAGUCUCACCCCCCACCCCUAGCCCGAACUAACAAAUGCCUGUCCUGUAAGUGGAUUAUAGUAAUUCAUUUUAUAAUUCUAUUUACAUUCUGACAGCCACACCCCCCAGCACACCACCUCACCCACCCCAUUCCCUUACAGCCCUCACAUGACAUGAUCAUACAUUAAGCGAUACCACGUCUUACAAAUUGCCCCUGUGCUCCCCCUCCCGACAAAGUUAUUGCUCCCACCCCACCCCACCCCACCCCACUCACUCACUGACUGACUGACUCCGGUUGUGUUGUGUAUAUUGCAGUUCUCCUCCAGGAAGUGUGAGGGUGAGUGACCCUGACUCCGGAAGUAUGGCUGCUGUCAGAUGUUCGGUGGUUCCGGGGAUCCUGCUUAGUAAACUGGACUGGUUAUCAUGGUCCCGCCUGCAGCCAGUAACAGGACCGGGGGAACGUGCGUAGUGUCAGGGGGUUUCACGGAGCGGCUUCCAUGCCAGACACUGAUCACAUGACCUGCUGAGUAAUGCUGGUAGCGGGCGGUCACUGCACUCUAUGGGCUGGAUCUACACUCCGCUCACUGUAGUCUGAUGGCUAUCGCAGUAUUCACUAAGGGACAAGCAUAUUUUGUUGUAAUGGUAGGGCACCAAAGUAAAAAAUAGAAUUCCUUCCUCAGGAAAAUUUUCAUGUAGGGUUUAUUCACUAAGUAGUGAAUUGAGGUGAGUAGAAAAUCGAAUUGGAAAAAAAUCAGGGUUACUCACUAAACACUGAAUUUUGUUCAGGUGGAUAAAAUUAGGUAAAAUGGCCAAAUUCCAGCCAUGGCAAUUCUCAUAUUUACUAAAGACAACUCUGGUCAGAAUUUGGUCAACCUGACCGAAUCCAUGUCUCCCAACCAUCCUGGUUUUCAGCGGACAGUCACGAUGUUCAGGUCCUGUCCUACCUUCCAGACACCAAGGAGCUGUCCCCAAACCGUAGGACUAGAGAAUCAUAAUAUGUGCAAUUUCUACACUCGGGUCACUAGGUCAAUGCAGAGAGCAGUGAAACAGUGCUCUCUGCAUGGUUUCCCAUGUGGGCUAACUUACUCAUGCCAGGCUUACCUGCCAAUAAUCUGGGAAAUAAUGUGCCUUUGGGCAGAGCGUCACCGGAUCACCCCCCUUUACCUCCUCCCAGCAACAUCCCACUUUUUGGGAUGCCAAUGUUGGGGUUAUGCAGAUCUGCACUAAUCAGUUGGAUGCAUCAGGUGUCUGGUUCAAAUUUAGUGACUUUUGCAUACAAACCCUAUACAAAGUAUAGGAUCUGGAAUAUGUAAAAAGUACAGAUUGUAAAAAGAAAAUCUGGACGAAUUCAUUUACUUGUGUUUUAAUCGGCACUGCUGUCAGGCAGAUGUUUUUUUUUUUUAAAUCUUAGUAAUGCAAGGGUUAACCGUGUGAUGGUUGGCUAGCGCUUGCAAGCCAGCCACCACAUUUAAAAAAAAAAAAAAAAGGUGCUUCGUACUUGACAUCAUAUACAAUCAGUGAGCUGGACAAAUCACAUAUAAAAGAAGAGGGUAUAUUUUUGUGUCCAUGCGGAAGUAAUUGCUUUCCCCAAAUGUUCCAGCCUCAGACUUAUAGAGGGUGAUUUAUCAAAGUGUCUCUGACAAUUUUACAUCUAAGUAAAAGGGACAUUCCACUGCCCAAAUUAAAAAUAAAAAUCGCUGUUUAGUAGAUAUAUCCCAAAUGAAGGCACGCAUUUAAUUAUGCAUUUUUGCAUUGGGGAUGUAUCUACAAACAGCACAAAAAAACCUGCAGUGCUUUUGUCUGCUGCCUUUGUAACCCUCCCCUUCUAACCUCUCCCAGACUUUCUGUGGCUGUCCAAUCACAGACUUCCCAAUGCAGCAAAAUGAAAAGUCUUUGCAAGGUAGGUGCUCUGAGUACUUGCUGCCUUUUGAGUUUAUCUCCACUGCACUAACCAAACCAGGAAGUAACAAGACCCAGUGGUGUAUUUUGGAUCUGUGCUGCCCUAGGCAUGACGGAACUCUGGCACCCCCUAAUUUACAUUUUCCCCACCACUUCUUGUCAAUGCCUCACCUCUUCCUGUUAAAGACUAACACAAACACUUUGACUGACAGACACACACUCUCUGAUACACUGACAUACACACACAAUCACGCAGACACAUAGAUUCACUCACUGACACACACCCCCACUCACAGACACACACAAUCACUCAGACACACAGGCUCCAUCACAGACACCCCCGCUCACAGACACACACAAUCACUCAGACACACAGGCUCCCUCACAGACAGACAUAGAAACACAUGCACCCUCACAGACACACACAAUCACUCAGACACACAGGCUCCCUCACAGACACACACAAUCACUCAGACACACAGGCUCCCUCACAGACACACACUCACAGACACACACAAUCACUCACAGACAUACACUCACUCAAAGACACACACUGACAGCUAUACACACACACACUGACAGACAUACACACACUGACAGCCAGACAGACACACACACUGACAGAGACACACACACACACACACACACUUCCUACCGCCCCCCCCCCCCACCAGUGGUGCUGCUGGCUGGGCUGCUUGGGCAGGGAGGGAGUCAGGCGUGCAGGCAGUUGGGCGGCAAGCUGAAUUCCAAGGCGGUCGGUGAGGGAGCGCUGAUUUGUGAGCUCUCUCUGCUCAGCUCAUGUCAUAUUCUGGGGCGAGCGAGGGAGCUGAGCAGAGAGAGCUCACAACUCAGCCCUCCUUUGCCAACCGCCUUGGAACUCAGCUAGCCGCCUGCCACGAGGCUAACAAGGUAUUUGCCUGAGCAUUUGGGGGCUGUUUUUUUCCGCCCCCUGGAAAGUGCCGCCCAAUGCAAAUGCCUUGUUUGCCUCGCAGCAAAUACGUCACUGACUAGACCUGUUAUCUGAUUGACAGCCAGGGGGGUGUAACCAGAUUAAUUUAUAAAAGUGCCUAUUUCUAUUGAAAUCAGCACUUUUUGCAAAAUGAAAAAUAGAGGACACACUCUUCACACAUAAAGUUUUUCAGCAAGCUAAAGUGCUUUAUUAGAGACACUUUGAGAUCUUGGCUAUCGAAUUCUGCAUAUUGCCACAUAACACACUUAAUCAGAAUUCAUAGUGAACUGUCAGCUUAAAGGGACACUAUAGGCACCCAGACCACUUCAGCUCAUUGAAGUAGUCUGGGUGCUGUGUCCCUUUUGCACUUAGUGGUUCCAGAGAAACUGCAAUGUUUACAUUGCAGCACUACGUCUGUCCUCAGCGGCUGUCUACCAGACAUCAGGGACAUCAGCACUGGGAGAAGGUAAGGUUUUUAACCCUUUAUUUACCAGGGAGGGGGGAGGCAGAGGGAUCGGUAGUGCCAGAAAUACAAUUUUGUAUUCCUGGCACUACAAUAUCCCUUUAAGUUUCAGUCACGCUGGAGGACCACUGGACAAAAAGGCCCAUGUAUUCGUGUGUAACAAUCAUGCUACCAUGCAAUGUAAACUGGGAAUUAGGCAAUCCCACCAGUACCUGACUCGGAGCCUAUAAAACAAAGUACUUAUAAAGCAACUCUCUGUAUACAUUGUACCGUGUUCAAUGCUGGAAAUUCCCUCUUUAAGCAGCCACCCCCCUCCUGUCAUGCACAAGUCGUGAACUAAAUGAAAGUGAAAGCAAGACAGAGCCUGCACAAAAGUAGUGUUUCAGGAAGAAAGGGAGCUAGACACCGAGAGAGCACGAAAAGAAGAGACAACUUUUUAAACAGUCACCAUGUCUAAAGAUUGUAUCCUAAAGGUUACCAAAGACAACCAGCGGAAGGUAAAUUUAUCUUGUUUUUAGAAGCUAUUCUUUUUAUUUUUUUUGCAGUGUCUGAGAAUCUUGUGUUUGUGUGUUUUAAUAAAAGAUCUCUUCCUGAAUCAAAGAGGCCAAUGUUUAGUGAGCAUGUAGAAGGGACUGAUAGUUUACAGGGAUCACCCUACUAAUAAUAUUGCCUUUUGCACUGGAGGGAAUUACUAUUUAGAGGCAUUUGGAUUGUGAAGGCAAAUCAAUGAAAACAAAGCCCCAAACUGAAACUAGAUUUGUCAUGCAGGCCUCAGCAGUAAUCAAACACAUAACUUAUUGCAAAUCGGGCAUAGAUUGCAAUUUCACUCAUUAUUGGAGCUUUAUUAAGAGGUGAAAGGAUUAAGGGCAUUCGAUAGAAUAUAUUUGUCAGGUAUAAAAAAAUAAUAUAGGAUAUUAUGUGUAGAUUUGGACACUAAAAGGGUUAAAUUAUAAAAUCGAGAGAUCAGUUGUUGGAAAGUACCUUGAAAAUGAAACUACACAAGAGAAAUGAUAAAAUAUAUAAAUCUGAGGAAUAGAGCUGAAUAUAGUUAAAAAUAAAAGUAUCGAUGGUAGUUUUAUUAUUAUAUUAUUCUUUUGAGAUAAAAAAAAAACUAAUAAAAAAAAAAAAAAUUUAGAAAAUAAAUAGCAAUGGAAUAUUGCUGGCAUUUGUAACGGAUCACCUGGCACCCCGACUGGGUACCUCUGUUGAAGGAUGCUCCUAGCGCUUCCUGGGGGCUCCAAGCACUCCAGCCGACACCAUAACCACCGUAGACUCCCUCAGAGAGCAAGACAGGAACAAGCUCUUACAAGAGCUUAGUAGUGAUUUAGCAAGAGAGUAUGACUGGCAUAGCAAUCCCUUGUAGCAGAUUCCCCCCAAUAAGAGACGGCACUCCAAAUUGAGGGUGAAGUAGAACUGAAGUUUUAAUGAAACACUCUGCUUUUAUGCCCAUUUUACAAACAUAGUACCGCCCACAGGGUUUUGAAGAACAACCAAUCCAACACGUACAAUAUAGUAAAACCCUCCCCUCUGCCUGUGAUAUAAUUACUGAACUCAAUGGGUUAAUGUAAUUAUCACAGACAGGAAAAAUAUACUUUUUACACAUGUACUGUAACUUUAAAACUAUACAUUCAAUCUUCAUAAAAUAAUAAUCAGCAUACUUCAAAUAUGAACACUUUCAAAAAUCAUACAAAUCCCUCCAGUAGAUAAAAAGUUAGACGGAAGUCCUUUGUGACCGACCGCAAGUACAUUUUCAUGCCCAAAACAGUUCCAUAGAUUAGGGCUGUGCGGUCGGUCUAUUUCGGGCAGAAUUAGCUCAGUCUAGCAGUACAUUCAAACUGCAGAACGGGACUUAGUUUCUAGUUUUCUGCCGCAGAGUCUAAGUACAGGAGAAGGUAAGGGUCAGUGGGGUUCUUUGAAAUCUGUAGCCGAUUUCAGUUCCAUGAAUUUGGCUGCACGCACCGCUGACCGCGAUCUGCUGAAUAAAGAUGGCCGCCACCACGUGUUCGUCUGCACGAACGGCGGCCCCCCAUCGGUCGACAAUUUACCUACAGCAGGCUCCCAGCCUGGAAGGUAAAUUGCCUGCACACUUCCACUUCUGUGUGGUCCGGCUGUGUGGUACUUGGUUCAGUAAGCCCCAUUUACUGAACCAAGUGGGAGAAAGCCAUGCGCAACGGAUUUUAAAGGUUUGGGGACAUAGUCUUAAAGGGGCACAAUCUCCCAGGAGCCAUAGUCAGAAGGUAGGAGGCGGGCAAGCAGGCCCCUCCAAAAACCAGUGGCGAGGUCAUUUUCCCCACAGCAUUUCUAUUUAAUUUUGUAAAGCAUGGUACAACUGAACAGUACCUUUUAAGAUUAAGAAUACAUUAUAUUCUACGUGAAGGGUUAAUGAAGUCUGCUGAGUCUAGCGGUUUCCCUACAUGCGGGAAGUGGUGUACUGCCUACAUGACAUUCAAACCAGUCAGCAAAAGUAAGAGGUCGUUGCCUACUGGCAGGUUAAAUGAAAUGGGCAGUCAGUAGGAAGCCAGGUAUAGGACACCAGAAGUACUUAUUAUCAUAGGUCAUGUCAAGUACAGGGCAAAUAUAUGGAAAAUCCAAGACAGAACAAGAACCAACCUAGCCAACAAGAAACAGACUGAAGAAGGCUAACGGUGAGUUAAGCAACUAAAACGUAAUGCUCAAGCAGGAACCUGGAUUUGAGAUGGGUUUUUAAUAUCUAGCUGAUUAGGAGAUGGGUCAAGCAUAGAACCUGGGGACCAGAUGGCUUUAGCACUGAUCUGCUAUAGUGAGUGGUGAAGAGUUCAUUUCACCCAAACUGUCACAGCUCUGGAGAGGCUGGGUGUGCAGGUGCCCCACCUCCAAGUAAUGUGCUGGCAUUCAUUUCUUCAAUACCAAUCCGAUAAGUUGAGGAGAAACAGGAAUUUCAGGUGAGUAUAUAUUUUAAUGUACAAUAUCUAGAUAAAACGUACACCUACCUGGAACAUUCUUCUCACCUUAUAGGGUCUAUGUUAUACAUUAAAUGGCUGCACAUCUCUUGGAUUGGCACUCUUUGUGUCCAACAGGUUCACAUUAAAGGAGCAUUCCCAGCACCAUAACAGCUUGAGCUUUUUAAAGUUGUUAUUGUUUGUAUUCUAUCCCUUGCUCAUACUGCACAGCAGUGAAGAACAGGCGCUGGAGUACCUCACUCAUCUUGUGAUAGUAUUACUGUGACCUUAUUUACCACACUGCUCAGUAAAUAAUUUGAAUACAGCAACAUGUUAUAGUGUCAUGGUGCAAUCUGUCAUUAUACCUACUCCUAGUUUUAUUUUUUUUCUUUGUAUAUGUGGUAAAAUGUAACUAUUAACUAACCUUAACUUUUUCAGGUAAAUGGAUUUCAAGAAAACCUCUUCAAUCAGGUAACUUGUUUAUGGAUGUAAUAAGCUACUAAUGUUUUACUAUUAUGCUUUGUAAUGCCAUACUCUAUAGAUACAACAAAUCUAUCUUAUGAUAAACAGUUGGCUGCCUCUCUUCCACAGACAGAUUUUAAGUAUUUAGCUCCUUGGGUCACUUUAGCAGUAUGUUUUUUUCCUAAACCUACAACCCUUUUUUUCCCCCUUUGACUGCAAUGAAUGCAAGAAGCAAGUGACCAUACUGAAAAGCAAUUGAGUUAUGUGGAAAUUAGAAUCCCACCUCUAGAAUAGUUUGAGGUUAUUACUUUGAAGGCUCGUGUGGGCACGGUACUUGAUUCAGAUUUGUUUAACAUGGAGAGCAAAUUCUGAGCCCCCAGACUUUGAGUAAAUCUCACGUUUCCAGGUGGGCCUUUUCCCUGUUUGUCCACUAUGCUUUACUUGUGACCAGGGCCGGUGCAAGGAUUUUUGCCGCCCUAGGCACUAUAGGCUCAGGAACACAAACAUAGAUUCCUGACCCUAUAGUGUUAGAACCACUAUGUAGCCCCCUUGGCCCCCUUUGCCUCCCUAAAGAUAGUAAAAUCUUACUUGUGUUCAAGUCUGAAGCUGCUGCCUGUGAACUUCCUUUUGACAUAAUCAGAAGUGGUGGCCUGAUCCAAUCACAAUGUUUCCCCAUAGGAUUGGCUGAGACUGACAAGGAGGCAGAUCAGGGGAAGAGCCAGCACAAUUCAAACACAGCCCUGGCCAAUCAGCAUCUCCUCAUAGAGAUGAAUUGAAUCAAUGAAUCUCUAUGAGGUAAAUUCAGUGUCUGCAUGCAGAGGGUGGAGACACUGAAUGUUUGGAUGCAAUUUAGGCAGCCAUGAUCCAGGAAGGAUCUCUAACAGACAUCUGAGGAGUGGCCAGUGAAGUUAUCACUAGGCUGUAAUGUAAACACUGCAUUUUCUCCGAAAAGACAGUGUUUAUAGCAAAAAGCCCGAAGGUAAUGAUUCUACUCACCAGAACAAAUUCAAUAAGCUGUAGUUGUUCUGGUGACUAUAGUGUCCCUUUAAAUAAACAUACAUUCAUGUUUAAUAGAAAUAUACAAAAGAAGGAAACAGCGCUAAAUUAAACCAACCCUAUAAAUAGGUAAAGUAGGAGGCAGCAACCUAAAAUAGGGUUCCCUCUAAGCCCUAUGAACAAAGACUUAACCCUCUACACGUAUCCUACAAGCGGGGAUUAUACCGCUGUACGCUAUUCACACUAGAGUUGGCUUAAGCUCUACUAAACGUGAGUAAGACUGUAUUAGACUCUGUUGUUAUAUACACCAUCUUUACCAGACGUACUGCCCUAUCAUCUGUCUUUCUCUUCCACAUACGGGGUAAAAGACCAAUACUUCUCUACGUAUCCUAUAAGCGGGGAUUGUACCGCUGUAUGCCACACUAGAGCUAGUUCAGCUCUACUACACGUGAGUAGAAUUACCAUAGCUCUCUUCUUCCUGCAUAUCAACCCUCUCAUCAGACGUAUUUGCACCAUUAUUUGUUUAUUUCUUUACAUACGGAUCCUGAAAAGCCAUCUUCACGUGACUCUUAGAGAGAAUACCCCUCCACAUAGGCCGUCGUUGCCCCACCAGGCCCUACUAAAGACUUUGUUUUGGCACCACCUACAUUUUGGACUUUGUUCAUUCUCUAGCUGCACUUUAGUCCGCUUUGGCACAACCUUACUCUGUUUUGUCUUGUAUAAUACAUUCAUGUUUAGCAGAGCUUCAUGCAUCCUUCAAAUCACUAUGUGUUUACACAUGCGCAUACAACAAUACCCAUCAAACUCACACCUAUUUAAUGACCAAACACUCGGGACAUAACAUGUAAAAAAAAAACUGAUAUCCAGGCCAUUACUGAUAAAUAAUUGCUUAUAGUAGUUAUAAAAAUGAUCCUCUGUAUUAACAUUUGCUUCUGUGAAGUGCUUGUUGAAUUAGAUAAACAUGUUAUGGUAGGUAAGCCAGUACAAUUAUUUCCUAUACAAGGGUUCUUUCAGCCAGAUACUAUUUUUUGUUGUGGGCCUGAGGUAAGUAGAGAGAAAGUGCCCACAGUAUUAUCAAUGUAAAUUACACCUGGUUCCUUCACAACCUUGUUUUACUGUUAACAUUUUGAUUGUUGUGACAAUUUUCUCUUUCCCUAAACCUAGUCUGUAAAGAUGUAAAAUAUGGAGUAUAACAACUGUAUAUCUCUUACAGGUUCAACAUUUUCUGUCUGAGUUCAUCCCAGGCAAGAUACAAUAUCUGGAUGGACUGCUACAGGUAAUUUGGCUAUUUUUGUGCAUGGGUAAGAGUUAAAGGGACACUGACUAAAUACAAAAAAAUUAAGCAACAAACACAGUUCCAUAGAUAUACCCCCAAUGAAAACAAGCAUGCAUUUAAUUAUGCAUUUUUUUCCCUGGAGAAGUUAUCUACAAACGGCAUGCAAAAACUGUAAAUGUCUUCCCUCUUCUUCCCCAGCCCAGACUUUCUAUGGCUGUUCAUGACAGGCGCACAGUCGGAUUUACCGGCAUAUGCGCUAACCUUACCCUGAACCCUAUUAAGACACGCACACAGGUUAUACUGUUGGAUAAUUUAGUCCACAGCUUUAUUAAUAAUUAAUUAAGGAAUAACAAAUAGGGUCAUUGCCAACAAAUAUUAUUAAAGCCAACAUCCCCCCCAUAUACAUAACAUACCUCUGGCAAUGAUCCCACAAUAAUAACAAUAAAUAAUCUAAUUAACACAGAAACUGGCCGUCCAAUAUGACCACAUUUCCACCAGAUUAAAUUGUAGGGGUGUACCAAGACACCGCUACACCCACAAGUUCAAUUGUAGGGGUGUACCAAGACGCCGCUACACCCCGAGGUUGGGAGCCACCGACGGGCUAGAACCUAUCAACCAAGUGUAACACUACCUAAUCCACACUAAACCUCAGGAUGCCUACUUACUCCUCCAUCUACCCCCCACUUUAACCUGGCCAUUCCCUGCCACAGCUCAGGACUUGACACCUAAAGCUCCGGAGCACCCUCCCCCAUACCUAAACAAGGCCUGUUGAAGGCCCUCCUGAAAGCCCAAAAUAAAUUGGUCACACCUGAAAGAUGCACACCAUCCCUCUGAAGAACCCAGGAAGCAUGCCUUCCAAAUCCCUGUUCCUCACUGCCACUCCACCUAUACACCUAAUAAAGACCGCCAUCAUUUUAUUGAUUUGUCCCCGACACUGAGCCACUGCGGCCGGGUCCUCGGCAUGUCGCCAGUGAAACCGAGGAACCAUCUCGGACCACACCACCACCACACCUGGAGCCAGCUCCCGUUGCCGGUCCACAUCCCUCUUCAUCCAUCUGACCGAUUCCUUUUUUGGGACCAUGCCCAGAUCAUUACCUCCAGCGUGGAUUAACAGUACAUCCAGAAUGGGGCCCCUUGCCACCCUCCAAUACAUUUCCCCCUAAUGCCUUGCCAACCAAAACCUGGAAAACUAAACCACUCCAGUGUCACCAACUCCAGAGGAAAGCCCAGUUGCAAUCCUUGUUUCCGAACUGCGGCUCUCUUCUGCGCCCAGUAGAUGUAAGAGUGGCCCACCAACCAGGCCACACAACCUGAAACGAAAACAGAAUCAGUGACAAGGCAUAACACCAAACACCAUCCCACCAAUCCACACCCAUUAAACCAAGUGUUCGGGCCGUAAGUAGGACUUAAACCAUACCAACUCCCACCUACCUAUACGUUUCACCAGUUCCUCACCUAGACCCAAGCAGGACGUCUCCGUCGCCUGCCCUAUCUGGAAGGAAUGGGUUCCAAACUGCAUGGGAUCCAAACCCAGCUCCGUCAAGGCCAUUCGAAAAACCCGAAAGAAUUGGAACCACGACAGAGCGGAUCCAUCCCCUUGUACCAAAAAAGAACCCAAGACACCUUGGCAUAACUCCACGUAGUGCAAUGCACAUGAAACUGGGCAGACUCCUAACCCAGGCCGGGAAAAUAGUGUUACCAAACAACCUUUUCCAAAUACAUUAGUCUUUGUACGGCCCAACCGAAUCACCACCCUAUCUGUCCGUAAUUCGAUGUCCGAGUGCUGUACCCCCUGACACCCUCCCUAAAGGUAAUCACCAGUUCACCCAUCCGAAAGGCCCUGAAGAAUGCAACCGAGAAUAACCCCACCUCAAAAGGAGAUGAACACACUACUGGCAGAACUCCCACUAAGCGCUGCAGGACUUAAAAAGAUACCGGUCUUCUAGUAUCCACCGAUUUCUUACCUCUCCUAAAGCCCUUGUAACGUCCUCCCAACCAUUCAACUUGAACAGAAAUGCCAAUGCCGCCAUAUUUCUAUCGAUCACAGACGGAGGCAAACACUGUGCAAACAAACGGCAUAGAAACCACAGUAAAGUAUCUAACCGUCCCUCCCUUUACUGGGACACCCCUGUGUGACCUACCGCCUCGUCCCAUGCAUCCCAAACGUUUACAUAAGCAGCCCAAGUGCCAGGCUCCAAAGAAUUCCUUAUGAAUCCUCCAAGCAUGACGUCCCGAGCCACCAAAUCUCCUCCAGACAGGCCUGUCCUUCCUUAAGCACCCCCCGGAGCCACCAUCCGAAAACGUUCCCACUGUGAACAAGACAAGGAAUCAGCUACCACGUUUAACAAACCAGGCAGAUGACGUGCCCGGGAAAUUAUAUUAAAAGACAUACAAAACAAAUCGCCGUAAUAAGCGUACCACCGGGACCGAAGUUGCGGAUAAGCGGUUAACCACAUGAACCACUGACAUAUUGUCCGUAAAAAAGAUAACUUUCCUGUCCUGCAGCACCUCCUCCCACAACACCAAAGCCACCGCCAAAGGGAACAACUCAAGAAACGUCAAAUUACAGAUAAGAGGACUUGCUUUCCAGGCAACUGAGCAGCACACCACCUGCCCGCCAAAUAUGCCCCAAAACCUAUGCUUCCCAAAGCAUCCUUAAAAAAAUCAAUAUCCUCCGAAGAAGCUGCAGCUUCACGAAAGAAGACCCAUCCGUUGAAAUAACAUAAAAACGAUUCCCAGACCUACAAAUCCGCCUUUAUGGCCCCCGUCACCCUGACAAAGUGACGCGGAGACCGGACCCCACAAGUUGCCCUUGCCAGAAAACGGCUAAAAACUCUCCCCAUGGGAAUUACCCUGCACGCAAAAUUCAGGCUGCCUAUCAAAGACUGCAGCUCUCUCAACGUAACCUUUCUGGACCCUCUAACAUGCACCACAAGCUCCUGAAGUGCGAUCAACUUAUCCCUAGGAAGCCGACGUUCCCCUGCCACAGAAUCAAUCUCCAAGGCAAGAAAACUGAGACAAGUGGUAGGGCCCACUGUCUUGUCUGCUGCCAGGGGUACUCCAAAUGAAUGAGCCACCCAUUUUGAAGACCGCAAGGUAUGGCCACAAUGAUCUGACCCAGCAGUGCCCACACACAAGAAGUCAUCGAGAUAGUGCACCCUCACCCGAUUCCUCCUUCAACACCCACUCCAAAAAGGAACUAAACUUUUUGAAGUAGGAACAUGAAAUGGAGCAGCCCAUAGGUAAGCAAAGGUCCACAAAAUAAGCUCUGUCAAACAUACAACCUAUCAGAUGGUGACAAUCCAGGUGGAUCGGCAGUUAUUGAAAAGCCGACUUCACGUCAGCCUUCGCCAUUAAUGCCCCGCCUCCUGCCUUCCGAACCAACUCAGCCGCCUGGUCAAAUGAUGCAUAGGAGACAGAACACAGGGCCGCAUCAAUGUCAUGAUUCACCGAAGAAGCUUUCAUAUAUGACAAAUUAUGGAUCAGAACUUACCCCGUUCUUUCUUAGGCACCACGCCCAAAGGUGAAAUCCGUAAGUCUGCCAUUCUACCCAGCUGAACCUCUUUAGCCAAUUUAUCUCGAACCACCUCUGGAUGCUCUGCGACCAACUUCAAGUUGUCACACAAUCGACCAAAAACCUUUUCCUUAAAAUUAUACCAAACCCUUUUGAAAACCCCAGAUCACACCCAAAUAGCAGAAAAACUGAGAACAUUGCUCGGAAAAUUUCUCCCCCAAAACACUAGCCAAAAUGCAGAAUGCCCGAAGCCAAUUCCCAAAAGACUUAGGUAUCUUCCAAUACCUCCUUCUUCUCUUUUCCUCCUCCUCUUUCUUGGCAUUAUUCUUAUCUUCCUCCUUCAGAUCAAGAUAUUCAUCCAGGAAGGAACGGGAAGAUCUUGAUGAAUUGAAUGACAACCCAAAGGCCCAGCGAAUGACACGUGUACAUUCUGCCUGGCUACCUUCGGGAUCUCACCUGUCAACUCGCACGCUUGCUGACCACCACAGACUUCCCUGACCUGAGCAAAGUCACCAUAGUCCCGCCCUGAACACUGCCCGCCGCAGCCACCGUAACAAUCGUAGCCACCCCACUCCUGCCUAUCGGUGGACCCCACACCCGACUAAAAUGCGCCUCCUGUGGAUCCCCAAAAGCCAAAGUGUUAAGAAAGGACCUCAAGCUAUCCAAGAGAUUCCUGGCGUUUAGUGUAGAAGAAGACUCCCUGCCAGAACCCCCUGCCGUAGAAGACCGCGGGGCCACUGUCCUUCCAUCCACCUCGAGAGGUUCAGGAGUAGCGUCAUAGCUUCUGCAUCUACCUGCCUGGUCCUGCCUCAGGAUCGUAGGAGAAGGAGUUGCUGACCUGCGGGAAGAAGACAACCUGGGUUGUCUGCUCACAGGAGCCCCAACCCGUCCAUCCUUCCCACAUUCCCAACCACAAUGUCUGGCCAGAUUAGUUGUACAGGGUAAGCCUACCUGUCUGAUAACUCCCGUUAGGUGACCUGUAAGCACUGCACCGGCUCCUCGCCCUAUCCUCAGAAGAAGUUGAGCGCCCCCUGCUCUAAUGCCUCACAGAAGGGCUCCUGUCUCUGCUGUGCCAACCCGCCGUGGACCGUCUAUCCUCGUGUGCCUCGUCCUAUCCUUGGAAUGAUCCUGAGAAGUAGCCUGGGACACCCGGUGAUCCGCUAUUGCUCGUCCUAGAGCGGCGCUUCCUGCACCCCCGGAUAGCAUGACUCUGUCAGGAUUACAAGUUGAUCCAGCACGCAGUACUGUGUCACACCUAGGACUAAGGAUAAUGUAUAACCGGACCUUAGAAUGGCCGGACGUAACGUUUCCAAGAAUAGUCAAAAUACUUGCCGAGGUCAGGGACACAGAAUCAGACCAAAAGAUGAGGGAAAGCAAAAAGUCAAGUAUACCAGAUAUCAGGGAAAUCAAAACGAAGCCAAAGUCAAAUACCAGAAAAUCAAGAUCAGGAACGCACUCUCGGAUAACCAUAGGCAUGAAACCACAACAGGGCAAUGAGCAAGAAAAGAAUUGGGUUUAAAUACCGCUCCUGUGGAACCGAUUGGCUGUAACCGGCCUUUGACCCCAAAGGCAAUUACCAGGUUUCCAUGUGCAUGAUUGCUGCUCAACACAAACACUCCUGUGGAUUUGAUUGGCCAUGACCGGCAUUUGACCCCAAAAGUAAUUACCAGGUUUCCAUGUGCAUGAUUGCUGCUUGGCACAACUUUUCCUCUCAGGACAAUAAAUGCCAUUAACCACAUUUUUAUGUGACAGACUUGUCAGACGUGACAGACUCCUCCAAUCUGGCUUCUCCAUCUACCUGGCUCCAUGUAGCUGUGCGCACUCUCUCCCACCUGACCCCGCGCGGGCCUUGCUGGGCCGGACUCCCACUAUCAGGGCUCAUAUCUUGCCUGUUAGGCCUGACUGGCACCUCCCUGGCCGUAGUACUGCUAUGUCCUAUCCCUGCCUGGCUGCCUGACUCAGCCGCCACCUGCGCUGACUUAGCCCCAACUGGGAUAUUGGCCUCCACCGCAGCUGACCUGGCCCCAGCCGAGGAUGUACCAGAAUCCUUCCUGCUGCCUUGACCCCCCACCGCCCAUUCCCCUCCGUGCCCCUGGGAACCCACGUCCCCCCCCACACUCCCCAAGGAUACAAGGCCCAUGGGGCCCGACUUACAGAGAGCAGCAGGGGUAUCUCCAGCGUUGGUCGCAGACCUGGCUGCACUCCCUGCCAAACCGGAGCCCACCAUCCUCAGCACCCAACCUUUCCUGCCAGCCGACGGGGUCAAGCCUGACCUGGGAAACGCAGACGUGCAGCCUCCAUCCCCGACCCGUGCCACAUAGACCGCCUGCCUAGGGCCUCCACGGCCAACACCUCAGGCCCAGCUCUCUCACCACCGCCUCGACCACCCAGCCUGCUCCGGAACAGUCUGCCACAGGAGCAGCUCCUGGAGAUGGGCUUCUCCUCUGUGCCGGCACGGAACCGGGGCUCAAACACUGGGGAGGCCUUGUCCUCCGUGCGGGCUGUCGCUCCGGAACCACCACCGGCCCACCAGAAGGCCCAGGGGAUGCCAUCCGCUCCUGCAGCCAAGCAAUGCCGUGCUCCCUUGCCGCCACAUGAACACCUGCAAGGAAUUCUUCUACUGGAUCAAUCUAAAAAAGAAAGAAAAAAUUUGCCCAAACCUGAGAGACAACUAAUAGGUAAGUUUAGGUUUAGUUAAGAUGGUCACUUCACAAAAUGGCUGGUAUAAAUACUCCCAUCGUAGCUCCCCCUCCCCCUCUCUCCCCCAGCUUGCUAGCUGUCAUUUAACUUCCCUUGGCUGUUAUACCUACCUCCUGGCUCUGUCAAGGCCCACUCCCCUAGCUGUGCUGAUCCAUGGGCUACAAUCACCAAUUACCAAUGAAGCUGAAUGAGAAGUCUUUUCAGAACAGGUUCUCUGAACAAUUCCUUACCUCUUGAGUUUAGCUCCACUGAGUUUAACAACCAGGAAGUUGUCUGAGUGAUAGCCAGAGGGUGUAACAAGGUUAAUUUAUGACAAGUGUAAAUAUCUUUUGAAAUCUGCACUUUUGUGAAAUGGCACGCACAUUCAGUCCUCUCGUCUUGAGUUCAGCAAAUGUGGAAUGUAUCAGAGUUUGACUGUGAUCACUGCCUAUAAUACAAUUGUAAAUUAUUUCCCAAAUGAAACACUUUAACCUAUUUAUAUAUUAUCUUCAUAAUUACAUAAUUUACUACACUUAGUUCAUGUGAAGUCAUGACAAAGCUUUAUUACUCACAUUAUCCCAACAUUUCUCUACCUGAAUAUAUCUUGCCGGUCUGAUCAAUAUUUUUGUUUCAUAGAGCAAUACUUUUACUGUGAAGGAUCUAACAACUCUACAUUCCGAGCUGGACAUUCCAAUCCCGGACCCUCCUGCUCCAGAGUCUGAGGUGAGGGAAACAAGAUGUGAAGAGAACUGGAAAAAUUAUAGAAGUACAAGAAACCAGAAAAAAAUAGGAAAUGAGAAAAACAAGUGUACCCGGAGAAGGGGUGACAAGUUGAGCAGAAGAAAGAGUAAUUCGAUCACUGAUAGAAAACCUCGACCCUGACAAUUUCAUGGUGACAUUUGUUCUGCAGGGACAAUUUAGAAACUUUCUAACUGUAUGAGAAUAAGACCAUGAAGAUCUGCAGUAAAGGGACAUCAGUAGAGUCUGAUGAACAAUGUAUAGGAGACCAGAUGUAUUUAGGUAAAAUAGAGUACUGGCAGUUAAAAGAAUAUUGUCACUUCUGGGACAUAUGCAUCACCAAGCUGUUUCUUGCAUGCCCAAUGGUUGAAAAAAAAUACUUAUCAUUAGCACACCGCAGGCAACAGCCUAUAAGCAGUUUACUUUAGUUUAAUUGCCUUCUUCUGUACAACAGAGACCAUGCUGACAUUGUGACAAGUCUAAUUAAUGAGAUUUAAAUAUUCAAUUUUAGUACACAUUAUUACACAAUUAAAAAAUUUCAGUCAAAGUGUUAAUUUUAUGAAGAAUGGGUCGUCAAUCUAAACUUAUCUUAUAUGGAUUAUUUAGGUCUGUGUCAAAAAAGGUCCACUAGGUUAGAAUAAUGUUAUUCCUGUCCUUGAAGAUCACAAACGAAUUAAAUGUUGGAACCAAUAAGGUUUAAUAAUAUGGGGUUACACAGAAGGCCAAAUAUUGAAUAAGUACUACCAUACAGAUGUAUAGAAUACAAAAAGCAUAGGAAAUUUUAGGGAGACUAUAAGUCUCCCCAGGUCUCAGGACAGAAUCACCUGGGGUUCACAUGAGCAUAGGAAAAAAUAGCACAGUGGCAGGCCAUUAAAAGAGGUAAAAAUGUUUGUUAUUGUCUGAGCUAAAAAGAUAUGUGAGAGCCUGAGAUUGAAAAAAUUACUGAAGUCACAAUAUUUGCUCCCCAGGAUUCAUCCAAGAUGGAAACAGACAAAGAAGAGAAGAAAGGUAAUUUACCACACAUGCACCUACAUCUUCUAACUAAAUUGCAGGAUUUUUAAAAACGUUCAGUGUUUUGUGUUUUCUAGCUCCUCGCUGUGGUUUCCUGAAAGAGAAUGAGAAGCUGCAUAAAAUCCUGAAUACCGUUCUACCUGAAAUUCGAUCUCUGAGAGAGGGCUGUGCACUGGUAAGACUGUAACCCCAGAUCCCAUUGAUAUCUGUCUAUUACAUAAGGUGCAUGUAAUUACUUAGAGAAAAGUUAUGGACAGUGAUAUAAUCCCACCAUGUCUUCAUUUUAUAGAUCAUCACAUGGAUCCAUCACCUUAUUCCAACAAUUGAAGAUGGAAAUGAUUUUGGCGUGUCUGUGCAGGUCAGACAAUGUUUCUCUUUCUCAGUGACCUUCGAAUUGGCACAACACUGAAAUCUUCCAUUACAGGGGCAAGAUAAUCAUGUUAGUCUUAUACAGGGGCAUAAAGAGGUUAAGCCUAGAACCUUUAUAAAAGUGCUGCUUUCUCUUGAAAUUAGAACUUUUGUAACACUUGAAAGAGGGGCCUCUGAUGGUUAUUACUCUGAGGUGCAUCCACCCCCCAUAACCCAGAUAAACUAGACUAUUUCAAUCAGAUGGUGUCAUAGAAACCAUUUGAUAGGGAAACACAGGUUUGACUGAAUUCAUCUAAACUCAGCUAAAGAGGUGUAGUGUGAUCGUGGAGACAAGCGCGGCUAGGGCUGAAAGGUAAGUAAUACUUUUCAAACUCUCACCGGGAGGGGGGGAUUCUAAAUAGGUCAGGUUGUAUUCCUAACUGUAAUGGGUAGAGUUCAUUUAAGCUUGUAUAAUUUAAAUUUAUUAUUUUCCUUUUCAGCAAACGAAAAGCUCCCUCGAUUAAAUAUGCAAAAGCAAAAUUUUUAAUAAGAUAUGCCUUAAGUAGAUUUUAAAUGUUAUUUUGGCAAUCAAACCACAAUAUAAAAAUUGGGUAGUCAAUAACUUACCCAUUUGAUUGUUUGUAAAAUCUUAUUUCCUAGCCUCAGAUCUUGAGAUGUUUAUUUCAGAACACUUUGAAAACCAACAGCAUGGACCAGCAGUGUUUUUUUUCAUUAUUUUCAUUAUAUUGCUAACAAUAAGCACAUGUAGUGUUAAACAAAGUAGAUGAGAUUAAUACAAUAUGAUGCAUUUUUUAUUGUCUUUUUCUUUGUCAGGAGAAAGUUAUAGAACGUGUAACUGCUGUGAAAACUAAAGUGGAAGCAUUACAUACAGCUAUUGCAAAGUAAGAGCAAUCUUCAUUCUCUUCUAUAUAUAGGUCAGGUAAAAGUACAGGAAAGCAGCGCCUUCUGGGUGUCCUUAAAUUCGUAUGGUGGUAAGUAAGGAAAAUCCAUACUUACCACCAUACGAAAUAAAGCAAAUAUGUGCACAGUGUGGCAGACAGUUACUGUGAAACUCUAUACACCUCAAAGUGGUAUCCCCUUUACCACUUUAACAAUCAACAAUAUACAUACAUAAAUCGGGUGGAGCUUCUUAAAAUAGUAGUAUAACAGAUAUUCUGUAAAAUAAAAUAUAGACCAUAGUGCAAUAUAGUAGUAAAAAUUCAAUAAAAUAUGUAUGCAGUAGAUAUUCCACUCACAAGCCUGGAGUCAUAAUCUCAUAUGACUCGGAUGGUGUGUGCCUUUGGACUAUUCCAGGAUGUCCAAAAUCCUUUUUUCAUGCAAGAUUCUGUUGGUGGUCACUCCCAAACAAAAAUUGUCAGGUCAGCAAUGGGUUUCCAUAAAAAUAUAAUUUUAUUCCAAAUCAAAAUAAAAGAAUUUUAUAAAAAUAAAUAAAAGCUCAAAUAGGGCUAUAUAGUCCUUUAAAGUCCUUAUAGAAUUGCCAAAACGCGUUUCGCCUGAUGCCACAGGCUUCCUCAGUCGGCUUUGUGAUCUUCUAUUCAGUUUCUCGAAUUUUAAAAAGUCCGCUUUUUUUCCCUUCCGGGUUCCGGGUUGUAUCUCUAUGGAACGCAAUUAUGCGUUCCAGUGACGUCACUUCCGGUUUCGUCACUUCCGGAUCAUAUUUUUCGUCGAAAGAAACAAUGGAAGUUUUACAGAAAGGGCUAAAAUUUGCCCCGACUGUAGAUUUAAAUAAAUUUGAUCUGUUUAUAGAUAUUAAUAAAUUCAUUAGACAGUUAUGUCUGAAAAAGUUUUUUGCCAAUCAGAAAGAAACUCAGAAGGAAGAGGUUAUAGAAAAGUAUAAACAUACCGAUCUAAAAACAAAAUCAAAUUUUUUUCCCAAACACCUUAUCUCUGACGAAAUUAAAGCGUUUGAGAUAAUGGUAAUGAAAGAAAUAAGACAAAUUAAACCAUUGAAUAAAUACCAACACAAUAUGUCAAGUAAGGAAAAAAAUGUGGUUAAGGGAUUAAAACAAAAUAAGGAAAUGGUUAUCAAACCAGCAGAUAAAGGGGGAGGGGUCGUUAUAUCUUCAAGGUCUAGUUACGUACAAGAAGCUGAACGAAUUUUAUCUGACCCUCUUACAUACCAAAAAUUGGAUAGGAAUCCAAUUGAGGAAAUAAAAAAGAAAUUUGAUGAAUAUAUCAAGAAAGGUCUAGAAAAGGAAAUUUUAACUAUAGAUGAAGCAAAGUAUUUGUCUACCCCACACCCCAAAACUCCAGUUUAUUACCAUCUACCGAAGGUGCACAAAGAUAGAAAAAAUCCACCCGGUAGACCAAUAAUAUCUGGAAUCGACUCCGUUUCAGCGAAGGUAUCUGAAUACCUGGACAAAUUGUUACAACCUUUAGUAGUAUGCAAUCCUGCUUACUUAAAAGACACUAUACAUAUUUUAAAACUUUUAGAGGAGACCACUUGGAAAGAAGGUAAUUUUUUAGUCACGUGUGACGUAACCUCCCUCUAUAGCAUCAUACCUCAUAAAAUUGGAUUGGAAGCUGUGCAAUAUUUUUUAAGAAAACAUAAUUUUAAAGAAGAACAGACUCAAUAUAUUUUAGAAGGGAUCCACUUGAUUUUAACCAAUAAUUUUUUUUGGUUCCAAGAUAUCUUUUAUUUACAAAUUUGGGGAACGGCGAUGGGCACCAAGUUCGCUCCCAGCUAUGCGAACUUGUUUAUGGCAUAUUGGGAAGAAAAUUUUGUGUAUGGAGGACAUGCCUGGGGAGCGGACUUGGUGUGCUAUCAUCGUUUCAUUGAUGACAUAUUUUUCAUUUGGACGGGAACUAGAACAGAAUUAGAUAUUUUUAUCACUUUUUUAAAUAAUAAUGAAUGGAACAUCGUUUUAACAGCACAGAUAAGUGAAGAAAAUAUUAACUUCCUAGAUCUUGAUAUUAAUAUUAAGAAUACUUGUAUCACUACGAAAAAUCAUUUCAAAGAAGUGGACGCAAACGGAUACAUUCAAAAAGAGAGCUGCCACUAUACACCCUGGUUACAAAAUGCACCUAGAGGACAAUUUUUAAGAAUUAGGCGCAACUGCACGAAUGAUGAGGACUAUUUACUACAGGCAGAAAGAAUAAAGACCCAAUUUCUACAAAAAGGUUAUAUAGAAAUAGAUUUACAGACAACUCUAGAAGAAGUCCGUUCAAUUCCCAGAAGAAAUCUUCUGAUAUAUAAAGACAAAAAGGGGAAACAAAAAUGGAAUAACGAUGUUCCGUUCGUCUGUAAUUUUAGUGGAAAUCAUAAAAAAGUUAAAAAGAUUAUAAAUAGAUAUUGGCACAUCUUGCAAGAUGAUGCGGUUCUAAAAAGUAUCUUGCCAGAUAAGCCUAAGAUUAUUUAUAGGGGAGCAAGGAAUCUAAGAAGCAAUUUAGUACAAAGUAGUGAUAAACAAACUUUAGUUGAAAAAUUUUUUUUAAAACAAAGUAAAGGUUUCUAUGGUUGUGGCCAGUGUCUGGCGUGCAGAAAUACUAAAAGUAGGAAACGUCACAUAACGGACAUGAAACCAUGGAUAAACCAACAGUUCCAAAUUCGAGACCACCUAACUUGUUAUUCUAAAGGAGUUAUUUAUGUCCUGAAGUGCCAGUGUAAUCUCCUUUAUGUAGGAAGAACUAUUAGAUGUCUAAACACGAGAAUAGCAGAGCAUACGAGGAAUAUUAAAAAUGGAUUGGAGUCACAUAGCGUCUCCAACCAUUUUAAAAUAUUCCAUAACCAAGAUCCAGAAGGACUAUUCUUCUGUGCAGUAAAAUUAGUGAAGAAAGACUGGAGAGGAGGAGACUAUAUUAAAAAAAUAGGAAUAGAAGAAAUGAAAUUUAUUUUUAAUUUUAACACUAUGGCACCACAUGGUCUAAACCAAGAUUUUGAACUAUGCCAUUUCAUGAACUAAGCUCCCCUAUACUAUUAAAUUUCAUGUACAUAUAUUUUUUAAUAAUUUCUAUUAAUUCAUUUUUAUACAUUUUAUAUUAUUUAGAUUUCUAUAAGUUUUUGAAAUGGUAUUCAUUUGAACAUUAAUUUUGAAAUAUCACAAGAGCACUUUUAAAAAUAUAGAAGAGCACUUUAAGACACAUGACCACUUUAAAGUUUAGACCACUUAUACAAUGGAAGAAUAUUUUUAUAUAUUGAUAUCAUGCUCUCUUUGUGAAACAUUAUCAGACAAUAUGUUUUGUAUAUUGCAUAGACACUUUCAAAAGCUAAAGAUAUUUGGAAAAAUAAUUAUCUUUGUAUAAUACUUUUACACCAUGCAAAGUAGUAAUUUCAACACAUAUAGAAUUCAAUAAUACACAUAUAUAUAUGCAAUAUAUGGUGCCAGUAACAAUAUACAAAUAUAUUUAUGAUAAAUACAUAAACUGGUUGAAAAUUGUGCAGUUCGUUUUUAAAAACAAUAGAAAUGCCGAGAGAUGACGUCAGUGGAACGCAUUAUGCGUUCCAGCUGACCGAGACCGGAACGCGGAAGUGAUAAAAGAGAAGCAAAUGUGUUCCAGGUCGACGAAAAAUAUGAUCCGGAAGUGACGAAACCGGAAGUGACGUCACUGGAACGCAUAAUUGCGUUCCAUAGAGAUACAACCCGGAACCCGGAAGGGAAAAAAAGCGGACUUUUUAAAAUUCGAGAAACUGAAUAGAAGAUCACAAAGCCGACUGAGGAAGCCUGUGGCAUCAGGCGAAACGCGUUUUGGCAAUUCUAUAAGGACUUUAAAGGACUAUAUAGCCCUAUUUGAGCUUUUAUUUAUUUUUACAAAAUUCUUUUAUUUUGAUUUGGAAUAAAAUUAUAUUUUUAUGGAAACCCAUUGCUGACCUGACAAUUUUUGUUUGGGAGUGACCACCAACAGAAUCUUGCAUGAAAAAAGGAUUUUGGACAUCCUGGAAUAGUCCAAAGGCACACACCAUCCGAGUCAUAUGAGAUUAUGACUCCAGGCUUGUGAGUGGAAUAUCUACUGCAUACAUAUUUUAUUGAAUUUUUACUACUAUAUUGCACUAUGGUCUAUAUUUUAUUUUACAGAAUAUCUGUUAUACUACUAUUUUAAGAAGCUCCACCCGAUUUAUGUAUGUAUAUUACCACCAUACGAGUUGAGGAUACCCAGAAGGCACUGCUUCCCUGUACCUUUUCCUGACCUAUAUCUAGUUACUUCCAGGUAGAAGAGACUCUGGUUUGGGAAGUAACAGCUGCCAUACCCGGAUCUAACAAGCGCUAGGAACCUCACCAUUGCACGUAUUCUCUUCUAUAUAUGUUUUACUUGCUUAACCAGAACCUUCAAUGGUUUUUCCCCCAAAACAACUUAAUUUCAAUAAAGCUGUGUUAAUGGCACAAUCUUACCUUAAGGUGUUAAAUGGUUUAUCACAUAAGAAGUCUCUUCUCUCAACUGUUCCAUGCUUUUCUCAGCCACCAUAAUACAUACUGUACACCCCAAGGGCUGCCAGUAAUUUGUUAAGAGCGUCAGCUGAUGCAGUGAGCCGUCACCGGUGCCCAUUGUUUGUCAAUUAAAUCCUUUACUGCUUAGCAUGGUGGCCGAGUAGUAGAAAGCACCUUAAAAGAACACUCUAGGGUCAGGAAUACAAACAUGUAUUCCUGACCCUUUAGUGUUAAAAACACAAUCUAGCCCCUAUAAAUCUAGCAAAAUCUUACUUUUAUUGCAGUCUGCUGCUGCUGGCUCUGCCCCUGAUCUGCCUGCUGGGUUGACAUAAUUUGAAGUGUUGAUCUGAGCCAAUCACAAUGCUUUCCGAUAAGACAGCGUUGGAUUGGCUGAGCCAGUCAAGGAGGCAGAUCAGGGGCAGAGCCAGCACAAGCCAAGCACAGCCCUGGCCAAUCAGCAUCUCCUCAUAGAAAUGAAUUGAAUCAAUGCAUCUCUAUGAGGAAAGUUAAGUGUCUUCAUGCAGAGCGUGGAGAUACUGAAUGGCAGUGCCACUGCCCCAGGAGGCACCUCUAGCAGCCAUCUGAUGAGUGGAGGUAUCCCUAGGCUGUAAUGUAAACACUGCAUUUUCUCUGAAAAGACCGUAUUUACUCAAAAAGCCUGAAGGGAAUGGUUUGAACAAAUACAAUAAGCUGUAGUUGUUCUGGUGACUAUAGUGUCCCGUUAAGUUUAAAACUGCUUGAUAGUUUAAUACCUUCAAGUAAAACUUUACCUGGGAACUCCAGCCCUCAAAACAACUUAAUUGAGGUAAAGUUUUUUUCAAGAUCAAAAAUGCCCUUAAUGCACAAUCUCCACAGUCCCUGAUGCCAUCUCUUUCCACUUAUUAUUUCCAUGGUGGUUCUGUACAUUUCAAUCAAUACACUCUCAUGUAUCCAGCCAUUUUAUUAAAUAACCCAGUGCUUCUAGCAAUUUCAUUAUGGUCCUCAUUUCUGCAGGCAUGCUAUUCCCCACACAAUGCUCAGAGUACUUUACACCCCCAUGACUACAUGCAUCUCAUUCCAAACAUCCAUGAUUCCACAACUGGAUUUCUCACUAUAUGGUCUCGUACCAACACAGUCUCAUAGUUCUAGCCCCAUUGUUGCCUGUUGCCAUGGUUCAGUGUAGACAUACCAGCUGUUGCAUUUAUGGUUACAAACACUUCUAUGAUAUUUCUAACUCCUAUUUCCAGAUCUCCCGUUUGUUGGAGUUUCAAAGUCCUAAUCCUUUCUAACCCGUUAUUCCAACUACUCAUGAAUCUAUGUUGUCUGUGUCCUGUAAUACCUUCUGUCAUUUCAGAUACUUCACAGAAAGAGGAGAUGCUGUUGCCAAAGCCUCUAAAGAAACACACGUGGUAAAAAUAUUUAAUUCUUAGAAAUUACGUAGUUUGUUUUAAGGCGAGAAAAACAAUUAUUCUCUUUUUGUUUCUCUUUUCACAAUAAUUUCUAAUAUCACUGGCUUCUCAUGCCUGUGUUUUGUUCUAUCCUUAUUGCUCCUAAUUCUCAUUCUUCCUUGUUAUCACAAUUCUUGCUGUCUUAUGAUGCACGUUUAACAUUUACGCUGUCUCCGACACUCACAGAUGGAUUAUAGAGCUCUGGUACAUGAAAAAGACGAGGCUGCAUUUGUAGAUCUGAGGCUAUCCCUUCUUGAAGUGAGAAAUUAUUAUGUAAGUGCCACAGGGGUGUCAUCGAUGUAAUAUCCCUGCUGGUUUCCAUGGUGGUUACCCUCUUCUAAUACACCAUGUUGCACACAAAAAAAACCUUUGAUAAACCUACUCAGUAUCUUUUCUAUGGAAGUAAAUGGGUGCUGAUUUUGCUCUGUAGGCCUUCUGGGCUUUGUAUUGUAAACUGCAAGGAUCAUUAAUGAAAAUACUUAAAUUGUCUUUCAGGUUGAAAUCUUUGACAUUAUUCUCAAAAACUUUGAGAAAAUUACAAACCCAAAAGGAGAGGAGAAAAGUCCAAUGUACUGAUAAACCAUCUGCAUGCCCAAAUUUCUCUGUAUUGAACCUCCUAGAGAACUGUGACAUUGAACCACUGCUUUCUCAUAUGACUGCACUAAUAAAAUGAAUGAAUAAAUGCAAAGGAUUAAUAAAUCACUUUUCAUUGUUAUACAUUUGA
This is a messenger RNA of Pelobates cultripes (western spadefoot toad), 26021 nucleotides long. The record is from the annotation of a GenBank genome assembly. Lineage: Eukaryota; Metazoa; Chordata; Amphibia; Anura; Pelobatidae.